Molecule: messenger RNA, 2741 nt
Organism: Funneliformis caledonium
Lineage: Eukaryota; Fungi; Glomeromycota; Glomeromycetes; Glomerales; Glomeraceae
Source: the annotation of a GenBank genome assembly
AUGCCUGUCCGAGAAACCUCCCUAUCGUCUUUAUUACUUUUUAUUCCUCAAAUUUUUCAAGAGGUCCAAAAGACCGUUACCAACCACCGGAAAAAUGCCGCAGUUCUGCGGAAGUUUCAGCUUCGAUGCUCAACUUUUAACCAAGUCUCACGUUCUUCUAGAGACAGUAUCGGCAGUGAUACUGAUAAUCUUGGUGAAGUCGAAUUUAAUAAAGAGUUUGUUAGGAAUCUAAAUAAAAUAUUGCCAAUGAAAAAAGGUCAGGCGACUGCACAGCGCGUCAUUGCGUUCGUAGCUACAUUUAUAAAAUAUUGUCAAAACGAAAGCGACAAUAGGAAUGACGAUGUAUCUCACAGCUCUUUCGAUGAUAGUGAUACAUUAUCAUCUUUUACAGAAUUUUUAUUUAGACAUUUACUGAAAGGUACUGAAUCCAAUGAUAAAAAUGUUAGAUUUCGCGUUUGCAAACUUAUUGCCCUUAUAAUGAAUUCGAUUGAAACUGUUGAUGGUGAUUUGUAUGAAUAUUUGAAGGAUGAAUUGUCUAAACGAUUAUUUGACAAAGAAGCAUCUAUUCGUGUCUGUGCAGUCGAAGCAUUUUCCAAGUUACUGGGUGAUAAAGAAAUUGAAAAGGAUGUCACCGAAAAAUUGCUUGGAAUAAUGAAAAAUGAUCCUAACGCGGAAGUUCGACGUGCUGUGUUGCUAAAUAUUGAAUUUAGUGAAAAAACUAUUCCUCACAUAUUUAAUCGCGCGAGAGAUAUUGAUGCAAGUAUUCGUUGUAAUGUUUAUACAAGAUCAACGGAAGAGAUAGGUGAUUUCCGUGUCUUAUCCAUCGAAGCUCGAGAAAAUUUGCUAAAUCUUGGUCUUACUGAUAGGGACCCUCAAGUUAAAAAGGCUUGUUCAAAUAUGCUUGCUAAUGGAUGGAUCAAACACGCAAAUGAUAAUUUUUUAGAGUUACUUGAGCGAAUUGACGUUUUGAAUAGUAAAAUUGCUCCAGAUGUCCUUGUGGCACUCUUUAAAUCCCGCCCAGACAUUAUACAAACCUUGAAUUUUGAUGGAUCAUUUUGGGAAAAUCUAACUAUUGAGUCCGUUUUUCUUGCACGAGUAUAUUGUGAAUUCAACAAAGAGGAUGAAAAUAAACUUGAUGAACUUUUACCAGAAGUCACAAAAUUUGCUUUAUAUAUUCAAAAAUAUACCAAUUUAAUGAAUCAAGCAUUGGAUGAUGAACAAGUAAAUUAUGAGUUUCUUGUUGGUCAAUUGCUCUUAAUUUCAAAGCUAUUGAAUUACGGUGAUGAAGUUGGAAGGCGUCAAAUGUUCACUCUUCUUCGCGAGAUACUUAUGAUGGAACAUAUCCCAGAGGGUCAUAUUAAAAGUGUUGUGGAAAUUAUGAAAAAAAUUUCAAUUGACGAACGGGAUUUUACUCGUUCCAUGAUUGAAAUUCUAUCUGAUAUUCGGGAAACAAUUGAAGACUUCAAUGAUCCAUUGAGGCAGAAAUUUCAGGCUGAGGAAGAGCUUGUGGUCAAUAUGUCUAAUCUUAGUAUAAGUAUGUCUUCAGUGAGAAAAUCUUUAGUUUCCGAAACGAGAUCAGAAAGAAGAAUGUCGAUAGAUUCCACUUCCCCUAUUGAUGAUGAAGAAAAUGAAUUAGCGUCCUUGAUAACUAAUUUAAAAUGUUUGCAUAUUGUACGCUGUAUACUUGAAAGAAAUGAAGUCGGUUUACGUGAUAACCCUUCCAUGUAUGGUCUUCUGAACGACUUUAUAACACCAAAUAUAAAACGUCAGGAGCCAUUAUUACGUGAGAUUAGUGUUCAAUGUCUUGGAUUAAGUUGUUUACUUGACCAACAAUUAAUGAAGGAAAACCUUAGUCUUUUCAUGCAUUGUGUAAGACAUGGGCAUCCAGAACUGCAAGCUAAAGCUCUUAUGGUGAUAUUGGACAUUUUAUUUUUAUACAGUUAUCCUUCAAUCGUUGAUAAUACGAAUAAUGGUAGUGAAAUAUUGGAUUUGCUGUAUGAUUGUCUUCAUCAAGCAAAUCCACAAGUUCAAGCAGUUGCAGUUGAAGGCAUAUCUAAACUUAUGUUUACUAAAAUGAUAUGCGAAAAAGCGGUAUUAAAAGAACUUGUAAUGUUAUAUUUUGAUGUUGAAACUGCAAAUAAUUUUCGCUUACGGCAAUGCUUGAGUUACUUCCUUCCCCUAUAUUGUCAUUCGUCAGUUGAAAAUCAACGCUUAAUGCAAGAGAUAUGUGUUUCAUCUUUAACGGACUUGAUCGAAGAACGCAGACAACUCAAGGACAAAGAAUCGAUACCACCUAUGCAAAUAGCGCAACAAUUAAUUGACUGGACAGACCCUUAUAAAGUUAUAAAAUCGGAACAAAAUGAGGAGGUAAUAGAUUAUGGAGCGCAUGCUGAUAUCGCCAUUGAUAUCAUUAAGGAACUUUUCUCGGAAACGAACAAGGAAGUUAGAAAAUUAUACAGUCAAAUACUCAAUAAAUUAAAUAUUAAUGAGUCUACUGGUAUCAUACGAUUUAAAAAACUUACUUUGCUGACUGGAAAUUUAAAAAAGAAAAAACCAUUGCUUGAUGCAGUUGGUAGAAAUGCGUUCAACAAAUUUGAGAAUUCUUUGCUUCGUUAUUAUAACGAGGCACCGGAUCCUUUAGAUGACUACGAAUUAGAACAACUAAGAGACAUCAUAGAUUUUAUAAGAAAUAUUCAAGAAGCUUCUCCCGACCGUGUUUCUUUACGAAGUUUAAGAUCAAG